UUCCCGCAGCAGAACCCAACCACAGAGCAAUGAUAAUUGCUUAGCUGUCAAUCCAGAAACCGAAGAUGAACGGUCACGAUUUCCCUUCUGCUCAACCGCUGACGUGGAUUCCCCUCCUUUAAAUACUCAAUCAUUGGCCUUCUCCCUCUUACCCACUCUUCCCAAAACCCUCCCUCUCUCUCUCUCUCUCUCGUUACCCUCACAACGCCUGCUGCCAGAGAAGAAGAAGAAGAAGAAGAGAACAGAAAAGAGCUCAGAAAACCCACCAAAACCCAAUUCUUCAUUUCUCAAACAGAGAUCUCCACAAGGGAAAAAGCUCGCACCUUUAUUUCUACCCCAAAACCAAGCGGAGGGAAGUUGGUUGCAGAGCUUUUUGGCGGGUAGCUUGGAAAUGGUGUUUUUCAUUAUUCUGUUUGCAGCGGAAGAGAAACGCGAAGAAGGCGAGUGGGAAAAAGAGCGAUAGGCAAACAAACAAACAAAAACAAGCUCAAAAAGAAGUUUCACUUUUCCCCCCUUUCCUCCUGCUACUUCUAUAGCAGAAGGAUUUCUUCUUUCUACAGAACAGAGAGUUUGCCCGCUGCCGGCGGGAAAUCUCCGAUUGCCAGGGUAGAAGGAAGUUUCUAGCUAGUCAGGUAAUUACACUUCCUCUCCCAUGUUUCAAUCUAGGAGCUAAUCAAAGAAUUCAUUUCUUUCUUUCUUUCUUCCUUUCCAUAAUUGUGUUUACAGGAAGAAGACUUUUGAAUUUGCUGCCAAAAAUGUUUCUCCUUUUUCCUUGCUGUUGUGUUAUUGUCUUCUGCUCUGUUUUGUUUUUCUUUCCAAUGUUCCUUCAUUACAUGUGAGAAGGGGGAAAAGAAAAAAAAAAAGGUUGUCACUUUCUCUUUCACAAAGGAUUCCAAAAUCCUCCAGCUGGUGAUUUCCUAUUCUGAUGUUUACGCGUAAUCCCAAAUCUCCCCCAUGUUCUGUUGUCCCUCCUCUUUUAAGAAACCCUCCAAAAAAUUUACAAACAAAGAAAAAUGAUAGGAAGGAGAGUGAUACCAGUUAGACUUUAAGUGGGAUGAGCUGAAAUUCUAAUAAUUUCUAUUUCUUAAUUAAUGUUGGUCACAAUAUUCGAAUUCAUGACCUUAAUCGGUAUAGUAGAAGAUAGUGUAAUCAUGGACAAUAUGCAUAUGCAGUUGAUCAUUAUCUUUACAAACGCAUUGAAUUGAGUUUUACAGAGUAAUUUUUUGAAUGCUCUAAUUUCCAAUUCAUCACAAGAAUUUGCUUCUGAUGUUUUUUUCUUCUUCUUCUCCUAUCAAAAACAGGAAAUUAAGGACCCAAAAAAAUGUCGGCAACCAUGAUAAGCGACCCUUUGGUAGUCUCACCACCGGAAACUCAACCUCUGCCGCCGCCCGUUGCCGCCUCCGAAGUUGAAUCGGCUAUAUGUGACUGUUGCGGCCUGAUGGAGGAAUGCACGCCGGCGUACAUCGAAAGGGUACGGGAGAGGUACCACGGAAAAUGGGUGUGCGGCUUGUGCUCGGAAGCGGUAAAGGACGAGAUAGUGAGAACAGAAGAGAGACUUAUAAGCACCGAGGAAGCUUUGGCGCGACACAUCAAUUUUUGCAAGAAAUUCUCAUCGUCGCCAGAGCCAACUCCAAUCGACCCCACGUUGCAUUUGAUAUCUGCGAUGCGACAGAUUCUGAGACGGAGUUUGGAUUCACCGAGGUCCUCGCCACGAGGGCCAAGAUCGACUCCCGGAAGCCCCAUAACGAAGUCUGUGGUGAAGCUGGCUAGGUCUGAAAGUUGCUUCACGACUUUGUCUAGUUGAUUGAAGUAAAUCAGAUUUGAAUCUUGCGACUAACAAAGAAAUGUAGGGAAAUCGAUAAGGUAUUGUUGCAAGUUAUGCGAGUUGUUUCGCGAUCGUAUCUGAUUGGCUAAGUCAAUUAGUUUCAAACGUUGCGACCAACAUAUGAGACAGGCGGGAGGAAUAAUGAUGAGAAGGUUUUGGACAAAAAAGGGGUGAUUAUGGAUGGUUGGAGACCUACGAUAGGGCUUUCUCCUAAGUUUGAAGUAAGGGAAAGGAAGAAAUAUUGGAUGGAAAUUGAAAAUUACAGCCCUUUAUCGGACUGUUUCAUGUUUUUUUGUUUCCUUUCUUUUUUGCUGGGACUCUCUUUGUUUCAGUUGUGAAAGAUCAACGAAUUGUAAAAUUUCUUCUGUCUUCUAUCUAGGGUUAAAAAAAUGGUCUUUUCAGUCCUCAGAACUCAAGGUGGAACUAUGUCUUGUCCAAAUAAUUAGGUUUUUGGGACUGAUUGUUUGUAGUACAGAAUGGAAUCAUCUGUACUUUGCUUGAAGUUGUGGCUAGUAAUAUAAUCUCGGAAAAAAU
This is a messenger RNA of Linum trigynum, 2359 nucleotides long. NCBI's taxonomy places the organism in Eukaryota, Viridiplantae, Streptophyta, Magnoliopsida, Malpighiales, Linaceae. The record is from the annotation of a GenBank genome assembly.